AUGCCACCCCCCGAACAUGUCAUCACCAGCACCAGCAACCGUGGUCCCGGCAACGGCCCCAUAGUCGCCCCUCUCCAGACGGCGAUCCUGGCAGAGGAUCCUGCCAAACCCGCCUCGCGCCCUUCUUCUGGAGACAGCGGCUUCAACUUUGACACAUCAUCGCGAUCCGACGUCGGUUCGCUACGCAGCGAUGGCGCACCGAGCACAACCAGUAGCGGGCGCUUCUUCCGCGAGAACUUCAACCUCGCAGCUACCGACGGCAAACGCUCACAUUCCGCAAGCCCUUUUCGCAUAUCCAUGCCUUACAUCACUCCGGGCCAGCUCGCCUUCUCCGCCAUGCAGUAUCUGCCCGUCCCAUUACUGGUCCUGAACAACCUAAAGACUGUCGUGCUCGCAAACGAAGCCAUGGGAAGGCUGCUUGGCAUGACGGACGACACGCGCGACGACAACUCGUUUGUUGCCGACAAAUUAAGAGGUCAAUCAUUGUCCCAAGUGGGUAUCGACAUGAUCCAGGAAGGACGCCCCGUGUGGGUCGGCUGGGAAGCCUUUUUGGAUUCACUCGUACUCGAGAUGGGUGCGAGACAAACCUCCAAGGACGCCGCCGAUAUGUUCGUCCAGGGUCAAGGCGGAGAAGCGACACCAACACCCAACUCCCUGGCGCCUCCGCCAUUACCAGAUCACCAGCCGGGCUCGCCGGCCGUCAAAGACGCCGUUGUGGAUGUCGUCAUUUCUCGUAAAGAACUCGGCAAGCCUGGGUACGAUUCUCGGAACCGGGCCGGGGUCUCGGAGCACCAGGUUUACGCCAAGAUGAUUGUGACCAUUUGGGAGAUUGAGGAUCACCAGGUCUACUUCACCUUGACUUUCACUAGCUCUCAAUCACCGCCUUCGUCAUUCGUGUCGAGUCGCAAAGCUGUAGCGAAACCUGGCAUUCUGGAGCAGGCCGACCGCAAAACGAUAUCAAACUCGAACCCGCCCUCCGUCAGCUCCAGCCACGACUCUAGUUCGCCCUCGUUCCGCGUGAGCCCUAGUGCAGUUUCCCUGUCAUCGAGUCCGUUUCCUCCCAUGGGACCUCCUUCGACAGCAGCACACACGAGUACGCCUUCCAUACUGCAAAAAAUGAUCCUGAUGAAGGACGCCUUGCUCGACAACACGACAAUGCCUAUUCUCGCCAUGUGGAAGGACGGCAGCGUGACGUUUCCCAACCGAGCCGCCCGUAUCCUCCUGCGGCAGGAAAGCGAUUUGGGAAAGUCUUCCGACGGAUUCGACCUGCUUCCUGGAUGGACCAUAUACGACGCGGAGUUCACCAGGGAGCUGGAUGUCACCGAAUAUCCAAUAUCCAUCCUACUACGAACCGAGAUACCCUUCAGCAACAUGCGUGUAGGCAUGAUUGACCACGGGGGCAAGAGGAGGGUUUUCGAUGCCCUAGGAGAGGCCAUCCGAGAUGACACAACUGGCGAGUUCUUGGCCGGAGUCGUUACCUUCCGAGAUGUCACCAAAAUGACGGAAGAGAUUACCGAGAUCAAGGAGCGGGACGAGGAGCGCUUCAAGCUGAUUUGUGACACGAUGCCGCAACUGGUGUGGACAACAAGGCCAGACGGCUUCCACGACUUCUUCAAUACCCGGUGGUACACGUACACGGGCCUGACUCCCGAAGAAUCGCUAGGCCUCGGGUGGAAACACCCCUUUCACCCCGACGAUAUGCCCGAAACCAUCAAAAGAUGGAAGCACUCACUAGCGACCGGUGACCCCUACUCAACCGAGUAUCGGUGCCGCAGUAGGACUGGCGAAUGGCGGUGGAUGCUGGGAAGAGCACUUCCGCUGAAGAACAAAGAGACUGGCGAAAUCGAAAAGUGGUUUGGAACCUGCACUGAUGUGAAUGAAGGCACCGAAGCGAAGCUUGCGGCUAGGAGCACCCGACAACAGUUGCUGAGUGUUCUUGCGCAUUCGCAAGUCACAAUCUUCACUGUCGACACCAAUCUGAAGCUCACAAUGCUGGAGGGUGCCUUGAUUUGGGACAGCAAUGGAGAAGACAGUACGUCCCCUCACUCGAGCUGGUUCGUUGGUCAAGACAUGUACGAAGUCUUCAACCGUCUCAACCCUCAGCUAAAGGCUGGGGAGCGCCCAAAGUUUUUGCGACCCAUCGAAGAUAUCCUGGCAGGGGGAAAGACCGAAGAGGUAGCAGAGCACGGCAUGGACGGCCGGUGGUAUCGCACGAGAUUCCUGCCCAUUUUCGGUAAAAAGUCCAAGGAAGGCAUCACAACCAAUGAGACUUGCAUCGAGGGAGUCAUCGGUGUCAUCAUGGACGUUAGUGAGCUGAAGGAGAAGGUUGAAGACCUGGAAGAGGAGUCCCGCGAGAAGAAGCAAGCGAUGGCCAACGAGGCAGCCGCCAAAGAGGCGAACAGACUGAAGAGUCAGUUCCUUGCUAACAUGUCUCACGAGAUCCGGACGCCAAUCACUGGUGUAAUUGGUAUGGCCGAGCUGCUGCGGGACAUGGAGCUGGACGCCGAGCAAACUGAGUACGUCGAGAACAUUCAGCGGUCGGCCAAUGCCCUUUUGACCGUCAUAAACGACAUUCUCGACUUCUCAAAGGUUGAGUCGGGACGCCUCGAUAUUGAGGAAGUUCAGUUCUCACUGUCGGUCAUCGUCACGGACGUGAAAAAGAUGCUGAGCUUUGCUGCCGAGCGGAAGAAUCUCGACUUCCGUUCAGAUAUCUCGGGUGAGGUCGAGAACGAUCUGGUCGUUAUUGGGGACCCCGGCCGCGUACGCCAGAUCAUUACGAACCUCUUGACCAACAGCAUCAAGUUUACCAACCAGGGCUACGUGAAAUUUUCGGUCCGGAAGGAAAAAGAAACAUCUGAAAGCAUUGUCGUCAAGUUCGUCGUCGAGGACAGCGGCAUUGGCAUUGAAGAGGAGGUCCGGAAGAAGCUUUUCCAACCAUUCAGUCAGGGAGACGCGUCUACAGCAAGGAAGUUUGGCGGUACUGGCUUGGGCUUGACGAUUUGCAAGAACCUUCUGGAGCUCAUGCACGGCGAGAUGACGUUGGAGUCGACACUCGGCAGUGGAACCGUCGCGACAUUCUGGGUCCCAUUCAACAAACCUCAACAGCAACGCGGUGGACCAUUGGUGGAAAUCGGUUCCAUCCCUGAUAGGCUCCAGUCCGAGAUGAGCGUUUCCUGCAAUAGUUCCGAUUUUGAGCAACUGCUCAACACGCCCCCUGCGUCGGGUGACUCUUCGCAGUUUCUCUCGGACAAGCACAAAGUUCCCUCUCGACGACUGUCCGUCCGGACGCCGCCAGCUUCGGACGAGGAGCUGUUGCCACGAUCUGAACGCGCCAAAAUCCGAGUGCUGGUUGUCGAGGACAAUGCCAUCAACCAGCAAAUCGCCACUAAGACAAUCAUGAAACUAGGCUUCAGCGUGACAGCAACCUGGAACGGUAAAGAAGCUCUAGAAUACAUGGCGGCGGCACGACAAGGCAAGCACGCCAAGCCAGACAUCAUUCUCAUGGAUGUCCAGAUGCCUGUUAUCGACGGCUACAAGUGCACGCACCUACUGCGCCAUCACGUCCCGUACAAGGCGUACGUACAGGACAUACCCAUCGUUGCAAUGACAGCCUCGGCAAUCCAGGGCGAUAAGGAGAAGUGCACCAGAGCGGGCAUGGACGACUACCUUGCCAAGCCGGUCAAAAGCAAGACGUUGGAAAGGAUGUUGGUUCGGUGGAGCUUGGUCAAGAGGCCACAAGCACAAACACUGCAGGGGUCGGAUAGCUCCAUGUCAGACUGCUCGGACACAGCCGAACAUUGCAGCAACGCCGACAUUCCUGGCAUCGCACACGACCAGCCAAGUUCUACGACGCCCCCGGACUCGACGCAAGCUGCUGCACCCUCGAGUCGGCAGCAAGACCAGAGCCAGGAGGAGCCGGACAGAGAGAGCCGGGGCGAUCCGGUAACGCCUCGGCCUCUUACUAGGAAUAACUCGUACGAGCCGUCACCGUUCGAUUCCCCAGCCGUGGGGGAUGCCAUCAAGCCGAUACGACGGUCCGAGACGGACGAACUCGCUUUGCAGGCACAGCAAGGCAAGCUCAUGGACGCCGCUGGGGGCAAGAAGCUUCCGCGACGAGGGGAAUCGUUCCAGACGGUGGUCGCGGGCGAUUCCCUGACGGAGGAAAACGUUGAGAAAUUGGAAAAGGAGGAAAGCAACCGAAGAUCAUAG
This is a messenger RNA of Colletotrichum higginsianum IMI 349063, 4209 nucleotides long. RefSeq names its product Hsp90-like protein. NCBI's taxonomy places the organism in Eukaryota, Fungi, Ascomycota, Sordariomycetes, Glomerellales, Glomerellaceae. Gene Ontology annotation, molecular function: phosphorelay sensor kinase activity; protein binding. The transcript has 3 exons. Bases 1 to 4209 code for a protein of 1402 amino acids. Gene Ontology annotation, biological process: phosphorelay signal transduction system; phosphorylation. The record is from RefSeq and is a predicted model, not a curated record.